AUGGCAGGCGCACCGCCUCCAGUAGAGAGACUUUUGGGAGAUUACGAAAGAGCAAACACCCCAGCCGGACGAUUGACAAUUGUAAAUCAACCAGUGACUGUGGACCACUUUCAGCUUCAUCCUACUACUAUCAGACAACUAGAGAAAAGACCUUUUUUUGGAAAAAUCAAUGAAGAUGACAACAAGGACCUUCAAAGAUUUCUCACCAUGACCACUUCGUUAAAAAUUGAGGGGCAUUCUGAGGAAGCUAAGAAAUUGGUAAUGUUUCCGUUUACUUUGUCGGAAGAUGUUGAAGAUUGGUUAUAUUCUCUACCUGCUGGAAGUAUAACUACUUGGGAACAAAUGGAAACCACCUUCCUUGAUGAAUAUUUUUCUGCCUCUGUUUACAUCCGCAAAAGAUAUGACAUUGUGAAUUUUAAACAAAAGAAUGGUGAAUCACUAGGAGAUUCGUAUAAAAGGUUCAAAAGGUUAUUGGUUGCAUGUCCGACUCAUAAUAUGGACGCAACUGAACAAAUGAAAAACUUUGUAAAUGGGCUGAAGAUGAAGACCAAGCAACUCAUUGAUACAGCUGCCGGUGGUUCAUCAAAUUUUACAACAGCCACUGGUAUCAGAAAGAUCUUUGAGGCAAUAGCUGCAAAUGAGCAUUUAGAGCUAUAUGACCGUACUGUGAGCCAACCAGAAGGGAUAGUAGACCUUAAGCUUGCAACCCAAGUGGUUAAAAUGGAAGAUCAGAUUGCAGCUGAGGUUGAGAGAAGACUGAAAGCCAUGAACGUGGGAACCCAAACUAUAGCCCAAGUUCAACCAACCCAACCACAAGCUCGAGAAGUUACUUGUGAGAUUUGUGGAGGACCCCAUUUUGCCAUGCAUUGUGUCGCAACUACUCAACAAGUUGAAGAGAUAAAUAUCCUGAGGCAGAAUAAUCCUUAUUCUAAUACUUAUAAUCCGGGUUGGAAGAAUCAUCCAAAUUUUGGUUGGAAAGAUUAG
Messenger RNA from Vicia villosa (hairy vetch), 984 nucleotides. RefSeq lists its product as uncharacterized. The record is from RefSeq and is a predicted model, not a curated record. The coding region runs from base 1 to 984 and encodes 327 amino acids. NCBI's taxonomy places the organism in Eukaryota, Viridiplantae, Streptophyta, Magnoliopsida, Fabales, Fabaceae. The transcript has a single exon.